Messenger RNA from Paramacrobiotus metropolitanus, 415 nucleotides. RefSeq lists its product as uncharacterized. The record is from RefSeq and is a predicted model, not a curated record. NCBI's taxonomy places the organism in Eukaryota, Metazoa, Tardigrada, Eutardigrada, Parachela, Macrobiotidae. The coding region runs from base 1 to 402 and encodes 133 amino acids. The transcript has 2 exons.
AUGCAAAACGAAACAGCACACUGCAAGAAGGCCCUGAUGGCCCGUUGCUCCGACGAUCCCUAUAUUUCGGCGCGCUACUACUACAGUCCCUCGGCAGGAUGGGGCCCAAGGGCUGCACUCUGCCAGUAUGACAUUAAUCCGCUGCGGUAUACCCGCGCUGAACGCUACUGUGACCGACUAACACGCGAUGUAGAGUUCCAGUUGCACCAUGGGUCGGAGGAGGCGGCGUCCCAGCGCAAUGUCACCGAUGUGAAGAGUGCGGUCUGCGAAGGCCUGCGCACGUACGUGGAGCGACUGGAAGGUCCGCUCAACGCGACGCUGUCCAGCGUUUGCGGGUCGGACGCGGUGGAAGCUAUGCGCGAUGGCUACCGAGCACAACAUGCCGCUUUCUGUAUUUCCUAAAAUGACCUUGCAA